AUGGCUAGUUACCCACAACCAGCACCAGAACAACCCGGUUACCUUAACCCUCCCGAAGGUCAGUUUGGCACUGUACCGCCCCCUGUAGGAACUUACGCACCUCCGACGCAACCUACAUACCCCACGGGUACACAGCCCUACCCUCAACAGGCCCCACCAUACAACCUAGGGAACACGUAUGACCCUAACACAGCCCCUAUGGCAGGAGGAGGUGCCUACACAAACCAGGGAUUCCAGGCCCCACCGUCAUAUGACACUGUUACCUCAGGGAAGCAAUGA
Ylistrum balloti is the source of this 279-nucleotide messenger RNA. RefSeq names its product proline-rich protein 2-like. The record is from RefSeq and is a predicted model, not a curated record. Bases 1 to 279 code for a protein of 92 amino acids. The transcript has a single exon. Lineage: Eukaryota; Metazoa; Mollusca; Bivalvia; Pectinida; Pectinidae.